ACAGAAGACAGAAACAAAAGGCAGCCAGGCACCCCCAGCCAUACAACAUAACCUCUCACACAUUUAUUUAUUCUUUAUUCUGGGUGCUGCACAGAAUAAAGAAUAAAUAAAUGUACAUCAUGUCAUCAACAAUAAAUACUGGAAGACACCACAAGAUGAACACAGGAACCACGAGGUCCAGGAGGUUGAGCUGUUCAAGACCACUGGCCAGAUUGUGAUGGAAACAAGAUGCACCAACUGGGCGAUGCAGCAAUGAGAAAAGAAGAAGAGCGGCACAGAACGGCAUCAGGAAACAUGGCACAAGAAGACACCAGGCAACAAGCUUGAGAGAAAAGCUCUUUGAAAAGCUGACGACCUCAUUAAAAAAGGCGCGUUGCUUGGUUUGAGAUACAUGGUUGAAGAAGUUCAGGAGCUUUUAUCAUGAGGUUGAACAGGAUAUGAUGAGGCUGAUGGAGUUGACACAGCAUCAGCGUGCAGGACAGAAGACAGCUCAGGCUGCGUAGAAUCAAAGUACAGACAUAGAAAUAGAAAGGUGAUGUGAUCAUCAAGUACCACAGUGACAAGAACAGCAGUUUUUAGUGUCUCCAGAUGAUUAACUUUGGGAGCAGAUCAUCAAAAAUACUGUCAGAAAAACACACGUUUCACUUUUUAAGAUCUCACUCAAUCAGCUAAUCAAUUUUCAUUAUGCAGUAUGUGAUGUCUUGAUGACAUCACAAAGCAGUCCUGAGAUGAUGUCACUACAGUCUGAAGAACGCAUUUAUUAUUAUCUGAUGUCAUUUAUAUUAUUUUAUUUUUUUGCUUUGUAGCAGCAGUUCGUCUCUUUCGUUGCAAGUUGAUUCGUGUACAUGUUGCAGUAUUUGAGUGUGUGUGUGCGUUCAGUCAUUUUGUACAUCUGCAACCCCCCCCCCCAAUAAAAAGAAAAUAAGAAAAACUGGUUUAACUGGAAGUAAAGCAAAGCUGGAGGCAACAGAGAGAAAGAGAGCAAACACACACACACACACACACACACACACACACACAGUCAGGGCGUCUCACACAGCUGACAAACCUCACAGCCAUGGACGUGCCAAACAUCAGGAUUCUCCUACUGGGAAAGUCCGGAGCUGGGAAAAGCAGCCUAGCUAACACUAUAUUUGGAAAAGACAGAUUCCAGGUCAACCAUUUCAACAAUAUGAAAACACAGAUUUGCCAAACAGAAACCCAACUGAUCAAUGGAAGAUCAAUCACUGUGAUCGACACUCCGGGUAUCUUUGGCAAAGACGUGCCGGAGCAGCAGAUAAAGUCCGAGAUGACAAAGUGUCUCCUGGAGUGCGCUCCCGGACCACACGUGUUCCUCAUCGUGCUCAAAGUGAGGAAGUUCACGGAGCAGGAGAAGGCAGUCUUCACCAAAAUCUGCAAGGAGUUCUCUGAAGACGUUUUGGAGCACACCAUAGUCGUCUUCACUGACGGCGACCAGCUCUUUGGAGGAAUGAAAAUUGAGGAGUUUGUCGAACAAAGCGAGGGUCUGAGGGAUCUGGUGAGGAAGUGUGGCGGCCGGUGCCACGUGGUCGACAAUAAAUACUGGAAGAACCGCCAGGAUGAAUACAUGAACAACAACCUCCAUGUGAAAGCGCUCCUCAACACAAUUGAGAAGAUGGUGGUGGAGAAAAACGGAGGCUACUAUACCAAUGCAACACUGCAAGACAUGGAGAAUGACAUCGUGGAAGAGGAAGCGAAAAUUAGAGAGUCUUCAGUGAGUAUUUCAAAGGAAGAGAGCCGAAACCAAGCCAAGAGCAGAGUCCUGAAGAGGCGUCUAGCUGAAAAGCCAACAACAUGGAAGCGAAAGCUCCUGUGGGCGGCCGUCUUUGGCGGACUGCUUGCUGCUGUCUUUGCUGUGGUUAUGAACACAGAAUUUGUCAAGAGCUACGUGCAGUCAUGCUGGGGGAACGGAAACUAGCAGACACAGGUGCAGACAUGUUUCUGCAAUUCACAGGAACGGGAGGUGGAGCCGGAGGUGAAACAACAGUCUCACUGCUCGAGUCAACAGGGACAUUUUAGGGCGUUUCCACUCCUAACUUGUUUGGAGCUUCGGACUCUGGCAUACUUUCUAACUCUACUUUCACACUUAGUUCAGUUGAGCAUACAUUCAAAAAAAUGUUGGAUUUACUUAAAAAUAUUGUCAAGUGGUUCCAUGUAACUGAUUCCUCAGAUACUUGAAAAUAGAAAGAGGUAGCUGAGAAUUUGUAGUGUUUGAUAGCAAGUGCCGUUGUGGUGCGCGGUCAUCGCGCUCACAGCUAGAGGUGGUGAACAUCUCUUUAAAAACUAUGAAACAUCAGCUUAACUGUCUGCCGCUAACAGUCGACGUGUCAACGUAGCUUAUUAAAGGGACAUUCAAGAGUAUUGUGUUGACUCCGCUAACGCAGAACCAAGCUAACAAUCAAGAGGAUGGAAAACGCUCUGGGGUUGUCUAAAGGUUUGUUAAAAGUGCUUUGAAACCUGUUUGACAAACAGGAACAGAAUAAAAUCUCAAAAGAAGUCAAACAUUGAAUACCAGCAUGUGAAUCUUUAUAAUCAUGGCUAAUUAAGCUAAAUCACUGUAUCGUUUGUGUAAUUCUCUCUUCAUUUGGGUUAUAAUGUCCCUUAUUCAUCCUUUGUUUGGAAAAAACUAACAAUAUUUGUUGCAACAGGUAACUGGCUGGUUAAAAUAUGUGUUUUUCUCAUUACUUCACAUUACUCAAUAUGCUUGUUCACAACUAUGCUAAUUUUCACAUGCAGGACAUAUUAGCCAAAACUUUAUCUUCGGGGCAUCCGUUUAAAAUUUAGCUUUUUAUUCACUUUGAGGUGUUUUAUGUUAUUGGCUUUCUGUGCUUUAUUCUUCUUCUUCUUCUUCUUUCAAAGCUUGAUUUUCAAAAACAUUUUUGUUGAUAUAGUCGUGUGCAAAAAAAAAGGGCGGAGUAAAAUGUGAAUCAGAGGGUGUGGUCAGUUAUUAUUGACCAAUCAGCUGUAUCAUUUGUCUUGUGUGUUUAUAAUGAUGAAAAACAGAAAUAAUAUUGUUUUUUCGGUGGUGCAGUGAUGACUUUAAUACACAAUAAACCUCCAGAUGUAGAA
This is a messenger RNA of Thalassophryne amazonica, 3087 nucleotides long. Its product is annotated as GTPase IMAP family member 7-like. The record is from RefSeq and is a predicted model, not a curated record. Bases 1058 to 1936 code for a protein of 292 amino acids. The transcript has 2 exons. Gene Ontology annotation, molecular function: GTP binding. Lineage: Eukaryota; Metazoa; Chordata; Actinopteri; Batrachoidiformes; Batrachoididae.